This is a messenger RNA of Aspergillus japonicus CBS 114.51, 550 nucleotides long. RefSeq lists its product as uncharacterized. The transcript has 3 exons. NCBI's taxonomy places the organism in Eukaryota, Fungi, Ascomycota, Eurotiomycetes, Eurotiales, Aspergillaceae. The coding region runs from base 41 to 472 and encodes 143 amino acids. The record is from RefSeq and is a predicted model, not a curated record.
UCACAUCACACAUAACACACAUACCCACAGAUUUCUCAAGAUGAGCGAGCAAUUGCCUUAUACAGAUGAAGAUAUUAUACAGUUCUUACAAAGUCUGGAUGACCUGCCCUCAAACGAAUCCAUGCCCCUCCUUGGAUACGAUGUUGACCCAUCAUACCUCUCGAUGAAUGAAUACACACAAUCUUCUCUUUCAUUUUUCCCUUCCUUACCAUCAUUGGCAGAGUCUCAGGCCAGCACUCCUGAGGUGGAUGAGCACGAAAUCCCCUCGGAUGGUUUGCAAAUGGAGGGUGUGAAAGACUAUGUCAAGCGACUAGAAUCUGAGGUCAAUUCCCUCAAAAGUAUGGUGGCUGAACUCAGGUCUUAUUUGACUAGCUUGCGUCCUUGGAUACUGGAAGUCACAGAAGCACUUGACAAAUUAGGAGAGCCACCGGCUUCAGCAACCGAAUCAGAAUUCCGGAUGUUUGAAUCAUGAUAGGAUUAUUCCUUUGGAUUCUCUUUUUUUUACGCUUUGUUGGAUUGAAUGAUGUAUCAGAUGAAAGCUCUAUCCUAG